This is a messenger RNA of Callorhinus ursinus (northern fur seal), 990 nucleotides long. NCBI's taxonomy places the organism in Eukaryota, Metazoa, Chordata, Mammalia, Carnivora, Otariidae. The record is from RefSeq and is a predicted model, not a curated record.
CUGUGGAGGCGGCGGCCAUCUUGGCGGCGGAGCGAUGAGCGGGUCCAACCCGAAGGCUGCGGCCGCUGGGUCGGCGGCUGGGCCUGGGGGGCUGGUGGCCGGCAAGGAAGAGAAGAAGAAGGCGGGCGGCGGCGUGCUGAACCGACUCAAGGCGCGGCGGCAGGCGCCCCACCACGCGGCAGAGGAUGGCAUCGGGGCGGCGGUCACGGAGCAGGAGCUGCUGGCUCUGGACACCAUCCGGCCCGAGCACGUCCUGCGCCUCAGCCGGGUCACCGAGAAUUAUUUAUGUAAACCCGAAGAUAACAUCUACAGUAUUGAUUUCACUCGUUUCAAAAUUCGAGACUUGGAGACAGGGACAGUGCUCUUUGAGAUUGCCAAACCCUGUGUUUCAGACCAAGAGGAGGAGGACGACGACGAAGGUGGGGACGCGGAUAUCAGUGCAGGACGUUUUGUCCGCUAUCAGUUCACACCAGCCUUUCUCCGCCUCCGGACAGUCGGAGCAACAGUGGAGUUCACAGUGGGAGACAAACCUGUGUCAAACUUCCGGAUGAUCGAGCGGCACUAUUUCCGGGAACGCUUGCUGAAGAACUUUGACUUCGAUUUCGGCUUCUGCAUCCCCAGCAGUAGAAACACUUGUGAACAUAUCUAUGAGUUUCCCCAGCUUUCUGAGGAUGUCAUUCGUCUGAUGAUUGAAAAUCCCUAUGAGACCCGUUCUGACAGUUUCUACUUUGUUGACAACAAGCUGAUAAUGCACAACAAGGCUGACUAUGCCUAUAAUGGAGGCCAGUGACUGCUGCAGGAGUGGACGGGGAGGUGCUUUGCUGUGGCCCAAGGUCCUGGCACAUGGAGGUGGUUGAACCUGCUGUUCGUCCACACACAUCUGGAGCCUCAUCCCGGGAAGCCAAGGCUGGCGUGGUAGUUUCCUGUGCUCAAGAGAGGUGCCAAGCAGUGCUGUGUUUUCUUCCCCAGUAUUUUUUCUUCCCUUUUCCC